AGCAAAAGCGUCUUUGUACUUUGUGAAGAGCAACCUUUAAAUCGUAAAGAAACGUAAUAGAACGAACAAAAAUAUAAUAAGAUAGUGGGACACAUAAUAAGUGAUAUUGAUAAUACACUCACGUAUUAUUAAUUAUGCGUCUGCGACAACGUUGUUGCAUCUCGACAUGAAGUUAUUAUCGACCUUUGCCAUAAGUGCGUACAGACAUUUAGGUUACCUCGGUGCUAAUCGACCUAACUGUUCCGUCAGUUGGAGAAAAAUGGCGACCGAGGUGGAGAAGGCACAAUCAGCUGUGCCAGAAAGUGAUACAAUAUUUGGAAAAAUAUUACGUAAGGAGAUCCCAUGCAACUUUAUUUACGAAGAUGACCAGUGUGUUGCAUUUAAUGAUGUAAAUCCUCAAGCACCUGUACACUUUUUGGUGAUUCCGCGGAAACCAAUUCCGCAACUUUCCAAAGCUCAAGAUGAAGACGAACCUUUACUUGGCCACUUGAUGAAUAUUGCUCAUAAAGUUGCAAAGGAGAAAGGCUUAACAAAUGGAUUUCGCCUGGUUAUCAAUGAUGGAAAACAUGGUGCACAAUCUGUGUAUCAUUUGCAUUUGCAUGUUCUUGGCGGUCGACAAUUGCAAUGGCCACCUGGCUAAUAUGGUCGUGUGUUAAAUAUACAGACACAACUUUUAUUAUGAAACAUAAGGUGGUGUAAAAUUAGUAGCAAAGGUAUGGGUUUUGUCAAAUUUUUCUAUCCUAAAUUUGUUUAAAAUGUAUGCUUGAAAAAUAUUGUUAAAAAAAAAU
Molecule: messenger RNA, 788 nt
Organism: Camponotus floridanus (Florida carpenter ant)
Lineage: Eukaryota; Metazoa; Arthropoda; Insecta; Hymenoptera; Formicidae
Gene: HINT1
Product: histidine triad nucleotide-binding protein 1
Exons: 2
Coding region: 167-640 (157 amino acids)
Biological process (GO): purine ribonucleotide catabolic process
Cellular component (GO): cytoplasm; nucleus
Molecular function (GO): hydrolase activity
Source: RefSeq, a predicted model, not a curated record